This is a messenger RNA of Acinonyx jubatus (cheetah), 2203 nucleotides long. RefSeq names its product phosphatidylinositol specific phospholipase C X domain containing 1 (gene PLCXD1). The transcript has 7 exons. Gene Ontology annotation, molecular function: phosphoric diester hydrolase activity. Gene Ontology annotation, biological process: lipid metabolic process. The coding region runs from base 142 to 1104 and encodes 320 amino acids. The record is from RefSeq and is a predicted model, not a curated record. Lineage: Eukaryota; Metazoa; Chordata; Mammalia; Carnivora; Felidae.
UCGCGGGGGCGGGGGUUCCCGGCGUCCAAUGGCGAGGCCAGAGCAUUUUAGGAAGUGCUUGACUUCGCUGCUGGGGGAAGGCGCCUCGCCGGAAAGUCCGCUGGCGAGUCUGCGGCGCGCGGUCGCACCGAGUGGCCCCUGAUGGGCGGACAGGUAAGCGCUUCUGGCAACUUCCAGGGCUGCGGCACAAAUGCAGACUGGAUGUCAGCGCUGUGCCCCCUGCUCUGGGAUGUGCCUCUGCACCACCUGUCCAUCCCAGGGAGUCACGACACCAUGACGUACUGCUUGGACAAGAAGUCGCCCAUUGCACAGAGCCAGUCCCGGCUGCUGCAGCUGCUGGGCAAGGUCCUUCCCUGCAUCACACGCCCCAUCGUGCUCAAGUGGUCCACCACCCAGGUGCUGGGUGUCACGGAGCAGCUGGACGCCGGGGUGCGGUACCUGGACCUGCGGGUCGCGCACAUGCCGGAGGGUUCGGAGAACAACCUGCACUUCGUGCACAUGGUGUACUCGACUGCGCUGGUGGAGGACACCCUCACGGAGAUCUCAGAGUGGCUGGAGAGCCACCCCCAGGAGGUGGUCAUCCUGGCCUGCAGGGACUUCGAUGGCCUGACGGACAACCUGCAUGAGUACCUAGUGGCCUGUAUCAACAACAUCUUUGGGGACAUGCUGUGUCCCCGAGGGGAGGUGCCGACAUUGAACCAGCUGUGGACACGCGGCCAGCAGGUCAUUCUGUCCUACGAGGAGGCGAGUGUCGUGAGCCGGCACAGGGAGCUGUGGCCUGGGAUCCCCUACUGGUGGGGGGACCAGGUGAAACCCCAGGAGCUCAUCCACUACCUGGAGCACAUGAAGAGGUGUGGCCGCCCAGGCGGGCUGUUCGUGGCGGGCAUCAACCUGACAGAGAACCUGAUGUACAUCCUGGCGCACCCAACCGAGUCCUUGGAGAAGAUGACGCUCCCCAACCUGCCGUACCUGCGCGCGUGGGUGCGUGAGCAGUGCCCUGGGCCAGGCGUGCGGUGCACCAACAUCAUCGCGGGGGACUUCAUCGGGGCGGACACGUUUGUCAGCGACGUCAUCAGGCUCAACGACAAGCUGCUGCGAUGCUGACAUGGAGCACGGGCACGGGGGGGAGGGGGGGUCGCGGGGCAGGGUCCACCUUCCCCCAUCUACGGAGCGCCCCCCGCGGGUGACACCCAGCCUCGCGGCUCCUGGGGGCGGGAGUGGGAAGCACACACUGGUGAUCAGCAGAGACGUGUGGUCGAAUCCUCAGAGGAAGAAGGACCCGGAACCUGGGAUCUGCUUCUUCAGGUUUAGCAGCAGCUGUGGCUUCCGUGGGCGGGUGCCGUGGCUGCCGUGGGGCAUCCCCUCACCUGGGGCUGUGGCGGCAGCAGGAUGACCUAUGACACUUUCCCAGAGCUGCAUAAAGCCCAAAAGUACCGCGUCUGUGGGGUAGGGACUGGGCAUGUCCGAUCCACGGAGAAAACCACUAAAACGGGGAAGAGAUACUGUUGUUUCCGAUGAAACCACCGCACGUUUGCUUGUCCCCAGGCCACGGUUCCUGGGGCUGCUUCUCUGGCUUUUCCGACAGGGAUGGAAGGAGCAGAGGGCCCUCGAAGGAGGUGUUUGGCACUCACUCCCUCACUUUCCAGACGCCUCCCUGGUGCUCUCUUCGAGCCAGUGUGGGCCCGCACGCGUGACGGGCAGCUGGGUGCCCACCCUGGGCGCUGCCGUGGCAUCCCGGGGCCCGCCGGGAGGCCACCUUCAGGCAUCCCCGGAAAUUAGGCCAAGCGGUGCUGGGGUUUCCCCUGUCUGGCACACGUGCCACUCCUCUCCCAGGACCACGUUGGGCAGUGGUCAGUUUUCCAACAUCCUUGUUCUGUGGCUUCUUAGGGUCUGUCUGUCCGUCUGUCUGUCUCUAUUUGCCCAAGAUGAGAACUCUAUUUUGUUCUUUUCUCUGUUCGUGGUGCUCUGGCGUCUGGGGGCCUUGCGGCUCCCCCCCUCAGGGCUAGCGGAUUCCUAAUCAGAGACAGCAACCACGGGCUCGGGAGCACACGCUAUAUGCGAGCAAAGCAACGCCAUCAUCCAGCCUGCGCUUGCCAAGCCCACAUACAUGGGCUUCCAGCCGACCCCUGAGCUGACACGGGCACGCACUGGAGACACUGUGGGUUUCGGUCCAGCGAAACUGCAAUAAAGUGCGUCAGACGAA